Molecule: messenger RNA, 987 nt
Organism: Argentina anserina (silverweed cinquefoil)
Lineage: Eukaryota; Viridiplantae; Streptophyta; Magnoliopsida; Rosales; Rosaceae
Product: probable enoyl-CoA hydratase 1, peroxisomal
Exons: 3
Coding region: 15-818 (267 amino acids)
Cellular component (GO): peroxisome
Source: RefSeq, a predicted model, not a curated record
CAAACAAAAACAAAAUGGACCGAAAUCAAUCCCCGCCGGAAAAUCUCAUCCUCGUCGACCGCGGACUGGACGGGAUCGCCUACGUCACCAUCAACCGUCCCAAGCUGCUCAACUCCCUCACCAAGCCUAUGAUCACGGAUCUCGCCCGGGCCAUCAAGUCCCUCAACCAAGACGACUCGGUCCGGGUCAUCAUCCUCUCGGGUACGGGUCGGUCCUUCUGCUCCGGCGUUGAUCUCACCGCCGCCGAGGACGUCUUCAAGGGCGACGUCAAGGACGUCGAGACCGACCCCGUCGCCCAAAUGGAGCGCUGCAAGAAGCCCAUCAUAGCCGCCGUCAACGGCUUCGCCGUCACCGCCGGAUUCGAGAUCACUCUCGCCUGUGACGUCGUCGUCGCCGCGAAAGGAGCCAAGUUCAUCGACACUCAUGCCAGAUUUGGGAUUUUUCCGUCGUGGGGGUUGUCGCAGAAGCUGUCGAGGAUUAUAGGGGCGAACAAAGCGCGUGAGGUGUCGCUGACGGCGGCGGCAUUGACGGCGGAGGUGGGUGAGAGGCUGGGGUUUGUGAACCAUGUGGUGGAGGAGGGUGAGUUGAUGAAGAAAGCGCGGGAACUAGGUGAGGCGAUUGUGAGGAACAACCAGGACCUGGUGGUGAGGUACAAGGCUGUUAUUAAUGAUGGGCUUAAGCUGGACUUGGGUCAUGCUCUUGCAUUAGAGAAGGAAAGGGCUCAUGAAUAUUACAAUGGAAUGACCAAGGAUCAGUUUAAGAAGAUGCAAGAGUUUAUAGCUGGCCGGAGUUCCAAAAAGCCUUCUUCCAAGCUGUAGAAGUUCUAAUAGUCUUGUUAUUCACUGUAAGUAUAAAAACAUUGAGGGAGCAUAUUGCUGGGAAUCAUUCAGUCUGUCCUAAUAGAUCACAAGUCAAUAGACAGUUCAAUGUUAUUGGGUAUCUGGUGUUUGUUAAUUGCAACCCUGCUACCCUAUUCUCCUCUCUUCA